AUGACGACUCCCACGACUACAAGCCGUGACUGCGCUCCUGCUAUCCCUCUCACCCCUCCUUCUUUCUCUUCCCCCCCUGAUGCUGCGCUGUCGGUUGAUCUGCCAAAAGACUCACUUUUUGCUUCCGGCCCUCUUGAUCCGGCUUUAUCCCUGAUUGGGCUCGAAGAUGAAGACCAUGACGGGGCUGUUUGGGAAGGCGACGUUGAAUGGAAUUGCAAGGCGCCCUCGAGUCCGACUCAUCGCCAGGGCCAGGGCGCCCUUCAUGUUGCCGUCUGCGGCGGGAACGAGGACAUGGUGCGACUACUCUUGGAUCACGGGGCCGACAUUGCAAAGCGGGACUCAAGAGGCAAUACCGCCCUGCAUGUGGCCGCGGCCAUGGGAUCUGAGAUCGUUGUCAAGCUUCUUCUCCGGAAAACCGCGGACCCAGACGAGGCCAACCUCAUGGGCCAGACGCCGCUGUUCAUGGCUGUUCAAAACGACAACGAAGCUGUUGCACGGAUUUUGUUGCUAGACGCCAUGGCUGACGUCAAUGUCCAAGACUGCUUCGGCAAUGCCGCUUUACAUGUCGCCGUGCAAGGGGGUUCCGUGUCGAUGACGAGCUUGCUUUUGAAGAACGGCGCAAACAUCAACGCUUAA
Hirsutella rhossiliensis is the source of this 636-nucleotide messenger RNA. Its product is annotated as ankyrin repeat domain-containing protein. NCBI's taxonomy places the organism in Eukaryota, Fungi, Ascomycota, Sordariomycetes, Hypocreales, Ophiocordycipitaceae. The coding region runs from base 1 to 636 and encodes 211 amino acids. Gene Ontology annotation, cellular component: nucleus; cytoplasm. The transcript has a single exon. The record is from RefSeq and is a predicted model, not a curated record. Gene Ontology annotation, molecular function: protein binding.